GGUCUGGAGCUCCAGGAACUCUGAUACACCUCAAUCACAUCAGGGAGCCUUUGGCCCUUAAUCUAGGGUUAGGGUUUCAAACCCCCUUUCUCUGAUUCUAUGCUCGAGCUAAAAUUGAUCUAUGGAAUUGCAGUUCAUGUCGGAUUAUCCACAUUCUCAUAUGGAUCGGAGACCAAAUAAGCGGCCCAGAUUAGCUUGGGACCCAUCUCAUACCCCGAAGGCCCAAUCAGGAAUAUAUUAUGGGCAAGAGGUUGGCAAUGUGUCAAGCUUUGGGCAUUCAAGGGUACCCCAAGACCAUGGUAAUCUAUAUGUAAAGGAAGUGGCUCAAAGAGGAUCUCCCCCGUGGCGAGAUGAUGAUAAAGAUGGACAUUACAUGUUUGAGCUUGGAGAGAAUUUAACUACUCGCUGUAAUUACAGUUUAUUUUCUUGUUCAAAUUUAGGCAUCUGUACAUCUAUGUGAUGAUUCUGUUUCUGCAUGCUUCUCGAUACAUUUUUCUUCAGUCAACUUUCUAAGUAUUUUUGAAGAGAGGAAAAUGAAGAGGGAAGAAAGAACUAACUAAAAGACGAUUAAGCUCCCCCCCCCCCCCC
Messenger RNA from Coffea arabica (coffee), 588 nucleotides. Lineage: Eukaryota; Viridiplantae; Streptophyta; Magnoliopsida; Gentianales; Rubiaceae. The record is from RefSeq and is a predicted model, not a curated record.